Messenger RNA from Olea europaea var. sylvestris, 1254 nucleotides. RefSeq lists its product as uncharacterized. Lineage: Eukaryota; Viridiplantae; Streptophyta; Magnoliopsida; Lamiales; Oleaceae. The record is from RefSeq and is a predicted model, not a curated record. Bases 46 to 639 code for a protein of 197 amino acids. The transcript is spliced from 3 exons.
UGUUUGGUUACGGGAUUGAGGUAUGAUGGGGUCGAUGGUCGACCAAUGUUAGAUGAAAAACCGUCUUCAGUGAAGGACACAUAUUUUAAGGACUUAAAAGCUGUUACAAGUGAAGAUGUCAAGAGGGUUUUUAUUUCACUUGAUGAUGCACCAGACCUUGACGUUGUUAAGAUUGGAAUUAUCUAUCUCAUCACCUCAUACUUAUUUGCUACAUCCUACCCGAAGGUGGUGGAUCAAUACAUAUUUGCACUUGUAGACGAUUUUGCCACUCUUGAAACAUUUCCUUGGGGUAGAUAUUUGUUUGAGACCACCUUAUUGUCGCUAAAAAAGGGACUAUCAAAACAAACUAGUCACUAUAGAUUGACAGGUUUUUUAGUGGCUUUCCAGGUGUGGUUAUAUGAGUGCAUACCUGCACUUGAGGGAAAUGUGGCCACAAGAAUUUAUAAGAAAUAUCCACGCAUUAUUAAUUGGACUGCGCACAAACAUCCUUCAGUGUCAAUGUUGGAGGACAAAGUAUUUGGAAAUGAGAAUGUUGUGAUAAAUGACAUAGAUCCAUCUGAAGUUGAGCUCACAAUGCCAUAUAUGACAAGUUUUAAAUAUGAAAUUCACAUUUAUUAUGAUACGAAAUAUGAUUUGUGACCUGAAGUAUGAAUAUCCUGUUUGUAAAGUGACAUAUGUUUUAUGACUGUGACCUGAAACAUGUAACUUGUGACCUGUGACUCUCUUUGUCGUUAUGUAUGUUGUGGCUUGUGCCUUGUGACUUAGUUUGCUCUUAUGCAACUUGUGACUUGUGAAUGUGAUCGAAAACGUGUGAUAUGUGACUUUCUUCAGACGAUUGUGAACUGAAGUAUGAAUAUCCUGUUUUGUAAAGUCACAUGUCUCUUAAGCUUGUGACGUGAAACAUGUGACUUGUUUCUUGUGACUUUCUUCAUUCUUAUAUAUGUUGUGUACGAUCGGUAGAUGUGGAGUACUCAAAGCCUAGACAACCAACUCGGAAUGUUAGGAUCUCUGAAAAUCAACUGGGCACAAGUGAGGCAACUCCCCUACUGUCGAAGGUAGAUGUUGAAGAUUCAGAUUUUGUAGGCCCAUCACUAUAUAAACAAACGGGGGCUGCUGGCUCUAGCUCUCGCGAUCAGCAAAGUGCUGCCUCACAUCCAGAUUGCUCAUGUGUCGAGGAAUGUGGUCGACUGAAGCAGUUGAUUGAAAAGGAAGUAACCAAGCUCCAAGCGGAGAACAAGGGGUUGAAAGAGGAGA